Molecule: messenger RNA, 5343 nt
Organism: Exophiala dermatitidis NIH/UT8656
Lineage: Eukaryota; Fungi; Ascomycota; Eurotiomycetes; Chaetothyriales; Herpotrichiellaceae
Product: sensory transduction histidine kinase
Exons: 1
Coding region: 798-5039 (1413 amino acids)
Biological process (GO): regulation of DNA-templated transcription; phosphorylation; phosphorelay signal transduction system
Molecular function (GO): phosphorelay sensor kinase activity
Source: RefSeq, a predicted model, not a curated record
GAGGCCAAGGUCUGGGGAACCCCAAGCAAAGCCCUAGCCUUUUGCAACGUCUCCUUCUAGGCGCUGUUGGUUAGGUCAAUGCUUGGAGAGGGUCGAAGGAGGCCGAGAGAGAACCUCCCAGUCGAGGUUCUCAUUUUACAACAAUGUUCUAGAGCAAAAGUCCUGGAUAAAUUAUGCCUUGAUAGUACUUUACUUUGCUCGAGGUGUCGGGUCUUGUUAAGUCCUAGGUGAGGUAGUUUAGGCACAUGUCUUACUGCUCAGGGCGGAUGGCUGCUGAUUAUCCUAGUAAAACAUCCGAAUCCAUGUCAAGCGUCGCCCCAGUCUCCCUAAGAAACUCCACCGAAAGUCUGGCCUCGCACCCAUUCUGUCGUAGCCCACCACCUGCGGUACGCAGCACCAGUGCCGGUACCAACUGCCAGCAUCUACGCGCAGUCGAAAACCUGUUCAAGUCCUGUACCGUGUACAUCCAUAUUUUUAAGAUCGCCUCAUCCAAUAUCCAGCAUCCACCUGCGCUCCCUCCUAGCAGCAUGCAGACCGAAUAUUCUGUUGGCAUCUGAUCGGACGGCUGCAGUACUCUCACUACCAGUAGGCGGGCACCAAACGCUUCGCGGGUUCAUUUCUGCCAGUACAGUAUGUCCUUAUAAUUCGUCCUUGUUCGCAAUCACCACCCCGGCCGCUGGACGCUACGCUGCUGCUUCGCCCUGCUCCCCUGCUGGCUGUUGCGCAACCCCCGCCACUUAACGUCGAAAACGAAACAUCGCUUAGGUGGUUGAAUUGAAGAAUGCUCCGUCUUCUUGAUGACCGACCCAUCCAGCAUUCCCAGGAAUCCACGCAGUCCUGCUCUUCGAGCCGACCAACCGCCCGGCGAGACCCUCCACUCGCCAUUGAAACGCCCUCUGGUCUCUACAUUCAGUCCUCCUGCCAUUGAAGUGUCCGCCAGCAAGCAUUUCAAACUAUCGCCCCCUACAGACCCUUCCAGUCCCAAUGUUAAGCGCCCUGGAGGACAAUAUCGUCGCGAGCAUGACGCGCAAGAGGGGGACUUGAACGCACAUUCUUCCCAUCCCGCAGGGACAGGGCUUCCGGCCGCAGAGCCAGUGUCUCUCCUGGGGGCGGCGGCAAGUAUCUUGACUCAGGGGGACAACAUGCCGUCUUCUAGGAGGACUGAGACGGAAAGAGGAAGCGUGGCGAACUCAAUCCCCAUCAGAACUUCGCCUCAUAUCAGCCGCCAGAGUGAUAAGGACGAUGAUGCCAGGCCCAGAUUGCCUUCUGGUGCACAAACGUUCCAUUCGGUGGGACUCGCAGAGUAUCUGCAACUCGAUGAACGGCCCACGCUGGUCGUCGACAUCAGCGACGAGAACAAUGCCCGGUCGGGCGGCCUGAAUUCAAUAUUCGCCAAUACCGCUUUGAGGUCUCGCCAGGCCCUUUUCGAUCUUGUGCAAGGGAGGUCUGAAGAUCCUACACUGCUCCUCGACCUGGGAACGCCAUUCAAUGACUUCAAAGCAUGGGUACUCAACCCACUGGCAGAAUCCGAUAUAGUCUCGACUUUCCCAUUCGCCGGCUUGCUAUGGCAGAGCACUCUCCUACGAAGAAGGCUACGGGUUAUACAAGGACGGCAACAUCCGUUUUCUCCUCCUGCUGUCGGCGACUCAUCCCACAGCGGUCGACCCUCCUUACAACAAUACAAAGGCCUGGGCUCCGCAUCCUCGUCUUCGCUACCAGGCCCGGGUGAUGGCACUUCGCCCAGCUAUUUCGAUAUUCCCGCGAGGUCAAACACGCAGCCUGCUCGCGCGAAGGAGAACUUGACGACUGAUGCCUUACCAGGCGCUUCUCCAGCCAGUUUCGAAUCAUCCUCCCCUGUCGCGAGCGGAGACUUGACCUAUGCCGAACUAAUAUCCGGCACCCGGUCACCUCCCCCAGGACAAAAGGCCGUUUCAGCGGGGAUGAAGGUCGAUGUGGACGCCGACAUGACUGAGCCUAACCAGGUAAAGGGUUAUUUCGAUUGGACGCGGUUGCCUCUAUCACCAUCCAUCCCAGCCCAUGUACAGUUCGCUAGAGGAGUCGACUGGGCUUCCACCAGUCUUGGACCCAUUGAGAAUUGGUCUGCCGACCUUCGCGGGAUGUGUAAUCUGAUCAUGGCCAGUCCGCACCCCUCAGCCAUGUACUGGGGCGAGGACCACAUUGCCAUAUACAAUGAGGCCUAUGUCCUACUUGCAGGUCAAAAACAUCCCAAGUUGAUGGGCAGCCGUUACCGCGAUGUAUGGUGGGAGAUUUGGGAUGCCUUGGAGGAAGUUUUUGACAAUGCUUUCAAAACGGCGCAAGCCACUAUGAAGGAUGAUGACUGCCUUUUCAUUAUGCGCAAUGGCUUUUUGGAAGAGACUUACUUUUCUUGGUCCAUCAUUCCCCUCAUUGGCGCUGAUGGAGCCGUGGUUGGACUAUACAAUCCGGCCUUCGAGAAAACGCGCCGCAAGAUUGCUGAAAGACGGAUGUUGACCCUGCGGGAAAUUGGCGAGUGCACAGCGGCAGCUCGCAAGGUUUCGGGUUUCUGGGGUUUACUCCUCGAAGGGCUCGAAUAUAACGAAUAUGACGCCCCCAUGGUUCUGAUUUAUUCUCUGAGUGAGGAUUUGUCUGACAACGACGCGGCCUCGUCAGGAUCGAGUGGGGCGGCUUCGAACAAAGUGGCAUACCUAGAAGGCAGCAUUGGCGUACCUGCAGGUCAUAAAGCAGCACCCCCUACCAUAGACAUGAAGACGGGUACCAGAGGCUUUGCUCCUUCGUUUCGGCAGGCCUUGACUACUGAUAGACCAAUCGUUUUGCGGGUGGAAGACGGCUCACUCGAUGCUGAUCUGCUCGAAGGGAUUGAAUGGAGAGGUUUUGGAGACCCUUCUCGGGUUGUGGUCAUUGCUCCCAUCCAUCCCACGACCGGAGAGUCUACGUUGGGCUUUUUGGUCAUGGGUACAAACCCACGGAGGCCAUAUGAUGAAGAUUAUGACUUGUUUAUCCAGCUCCUUGGUCGCCAGCUUGCCACGACAAUUGCAUCAGUGGUAUUGUUUGAAGAAGAGAUUAGGAAAGGCGAACGCGCCGCUCAGCUGGCCGCACAAGACCGGAUCGAGCUGAACAACCAACUGGUGGCGAGGACUCAGCAGGCAGUCGAAGCCGAGAACAAGUUUACGAGGAUGGCUGAACUGGCACCGGUGGGAAUCUUCAUUGGUGACGUGGAUGGUAAAAUCAGCUUUGUCAACGACGCAUGGUAUAAUAUCACCUCGUAUCCCCGCGAUCGGGUGGUCGGGGAGGAAUGGAUCAACUAUGUCGUCGAGGAAGAUCAACCCAAAGUGUGGAAUAUGUGGACCACCAUCUUCGAGAAGAGAUGUGCUAUGUCUUUAGAGUUCCGCUUCAAGACGCCAUGGCGGGAUAAACUUGGAAAUACGGGGCCAACCUGGGUUCUGACGAGUGCCUCGCCGGAACGGGACGACGACGGGCAGCUCAAACGGAUAUUCGGGUCCAUGACGGACAUAAGUUCGCAAAAAUUUGCAGAGAAUUUGCAGACCCGCAGAAUGCAAGAAGCGGUCGAACUCAAGCGACAGCAAGAACGCUACAUUGACACGACGUCCCAUGAAAUGCGCAAUCCUCUGUCUGCCAUUCUACAGUGCGCCGACUCAAUCACCGCCUCUCUAUCGGAGAUGCGUGAAACAGACCACUUGAGCAAGCCCCAGCAGGAAAUUCUCGACGUGGCCGUAGAUUCUGCGCAGACGAUAACACUCUGUGCGCAGCACCAAAAACGGAUCGUGGACGAUGUCCUGACCCUGUCGAAGCUCGAUUCGGCCAUGAUGGCAGUUUCGCCGGUGGAUACGAGGCCAAUCAACGUCAUGCGCAAAGUGGUGAAGAUGUUCGAGGCGGAAUUGAAGACGGCAGACAUCCAGGUGGAGCUGAACAUUGACCCUUCUUUCAAGAGCUUGGGUCUGGACUGGGUGCGGCUGGAUCCGCACCGGCUGUCCCAAGUUCUGAUCAAUCUCAUGACGAACGCUAUCAAGUUCACGACCAUGCAAGAAAAUCGUGUGAUACGAAUGCAUGUUGCGGCUUCGGAAGAAAAGCCAUCGACGGAGGACAAGUGGCGGUUGACAUAUAUACCAUCACGCUCAAAGAAAGAAAAGGAUGUUACUGCUUCAGCCGAGUGGGGCCUAGGAGAUCCGGUCUAUAUCCAUUUUGCCGUUCAGGAUACGGGACAGGGCCUCAACGACCUGGAAAAGAAACAAUUGUUCCAACGAUUCUCGCAGGCCAGCCCGCGGACCCAUGUCACCUACGGAGGCUCUGGACUUGGUCUAUUUAUCUCCCGGGAGUUGGUUGAGCUCCAAGGAGGUGAGAUUGGAGUGGCAUCGGAGAGCGGGAAAGGCAGCGUGUUCGCGUUCUAUGUCAAAGCCCGACGAUCGACCGGUGACGGCGGAGAAGAUGGCUCCGGCUCCGGCGGCAGCGUGGCGAACGGUCCCAAGCAGCCUGCAACCUUGGCGAGACUGAACUCGCAUCAUAAGUUUGUACCUAUCCCAAGUCCGCCGCCGUCGACCUCGCAAACCCGAGGCCCCGCGACCAAGAUCAGCCUCUCUACACCUGUUCAUGUGUUGGUCGUGGAAGACAACCUCAUCAACCAAAAGGUGUUGGCGACCCAACUGCGCAAGGUAGGCUGUGUGGUGCAUGUCGCCAACCACGGCGGCGAAGCCAUCGAACACAUCUGUCGCUCAAAGCAUCAUCGGGACCAUGUCGGGGAUGGCAUCGAGAUCGAUGUCGUGCUCAUGGAUCUCGAAAUGCCCGUCAUGGAUGGGCAGACCUGCGCGAGGAGAUUGCGCGAGAUGCAGGCCGCCGGAGACUUGGUCGGUCAUAUCCCCGUCGUUGCCGUCACGGCCAACGCCAGGGCCGAGCAGAUCGAGAUGACACUCAAGAGCGGCAUCGACGAUGUCGUCUCCAAGCCUUUUCGUAUUCCGGAGCUGGUUCCCAAGAUUCAAGAUGUCAUAGGCAGGCUUGGGGCGGAAGAACCCAGCAAUAAGGCUUGAUUGAUGACAAACUACCUCAGGCUUUGGCUUUGGCUUUGGCUUUGUGGCCCCGUGACAGUGAUGAAUAUAUGCAUAAUUCAUGCAUACAAAACAAGGAAAUUAGCAAGCAAGCAAGCAAGGAAGCAAGUAUGUAAUCAACGUAGUGGAUGUACGUAUGGACGUACGGACAGCGUACAGUAUGUAUGUACGAGUCUAUAUGAGUCCAUACCUUACCUAUGAAUAUGUAUGUAUGUGUAUACGUAUAUGAACUUUGUGUCCUUUGGUCUCAUCCGUGUAAUUUGCCCACGGGACCGAGAAAACAAGA